Aethina tumida (small hive beetle) is the source of this 2924-nucleotide messenger RNA. RefSeq names its product rab5 GDP/GTP exchange factor (gene Rabex-5). Gene Ontology annotation, molecular function: guanyl-nucleotide exchange factor activity; DNA binding; small GTPase binding. The record is from RefSeq and is a predicted model, not a curated record. Gene Ontology annotation, biological process: vesicle-mediated transport. The transcript is spliced from 6 exons. The coding region runs from base 719 to 2773 and encodes 684 amino acids. Gene Ontology annotation, cellular component: endocytic vesicle; cytosol. Lineage: Eukaryota; Metazoa; Arthropoda; Insecta; Coleoptera; Nitidulidae.
GCCAGUCGGUACAGAUCAAACCCUCGACCUUGAUUAUUACAGUUAUCAGUUACGAUAACUGGAUCGUUGUUCUAAUCUAAGACGCUACUGCAACCGAUAAAUUCGAGCCGCACACAAAAUUGUAUCCAGUCUAAGCAGACUACCCGCGUUAGAGCAACUAGCCAGUUUAAUUUUACUCGUGACCACAGACGUUUGUCUUCAGUGAACCCCUAAGACUUGUGCAUACUUCGGUAGCCUUCUUGACGGUUGUUCGUGUUGUUGUUUUCUGGUGAAGUGUUCGUAAUUAUUUGGCAAACUGUUGCCGCAACUAAAUCAGCUUUCGAAUCGUUGACAAAUGGCUGAUCCUGGCGAAGCUACACAGUUUUUGUGUCAAUUCUCGGUCGACACGGGAAAAUCGAACGCCAGCAAGGAAAUCGAAAUCCAGUUCCUCAAAUUUCCACAGAACCCCAUCGAGCAGGGUCUGAUGAAAGAACUUAACCUCUGCGCCCACGAUCACAGCUUCGUACCUCCAUGGUAGCUGCCCAAUAAUCGUGACCGUGAUUUGAGUGAAUUUAGUAAAAAAUUUUCGCGAAAACUCGUGGAAAUUUCGACACCGAGAAUGGGAUAAGAUUGCCCACCGCCUUCAGACUCAAGGACCUAAAAAUCCUUGUCCGGAAAAGACUUUUUAAAGACAAUUAGUAGUUUAAGUUUGUAGUUUAAGUGUUUUUAAUUUGCCACAAUGCCUGUACUAACGUUACAGCGAUCGUACAAGUACAUCAUGUACGCGACCAAGCAACCCUCUCUGAGGAUCAACCAGGAUGACCUCAAAUGCAAGAACGGUUGCGGGUACUUCGGAAACGCCGAUUGGGGAGGUUACUGUUCGAAAUGUUAUCGAAAUCAUAUGGAACAGGAAAGACAAAGAAAGUCGCGUUCCCAGCCCGAGCCGUCCAAGUCCCAGAUGACGGGCUUCGGUAAAUUCGAGGAGAAAAAACGACAGCAGACCGACAAGAAGAACAAAUAUUUGCCCGUGUUCCGCAAGACAUCGAACGUCAAAGAUUCCGAAAGAAGCUUCGACCUCCGACAGGCGAAUCCCGACGCCGACCGUCUGAAAGCCGAGUUCCUCGCGCACUUCGGCAAGUACGGCGAACAUGUCCGUGCCGAUUUCUUCAAGUGCGCCCAAACGUUCAUCGCCAAAAUGAUGGCCGAAAUCAACGUGAGACCCAUCGACGAACUGGCCGAGAUAGCACAGAAAUACUACAACGUUUACAGCAUCAGGGUGAACAGCCACGAACAAUACCACAACGUGCCCACCGAGGCGCGAGAUGAACUGUUGGACUUCUUCGAGAAAAACUGCAUGAUAUCACUCUACACAUGGUUCUUCUGUCCCACGUCCACCAACGACGAGGACAAGGACCUGAUCAUCCAAGACCGCAUCAGGAAGCUGUCGUGGGUGAACGCCCAUCAUUUGGACUGUUGCAUUAGCGAAACAAGCCUGGAGGUUCGCGAGCUGGUCUACACGGCCAUCAACGACUUGCUCGGCAUGGACUCCAUGAAGGCGCCGCAGGAGAAGCUGGCCUGCGUCGUCAAGUGUUGCAGGUCGGUGGUCGAAGUCUUACAGCAUUGCCAGGGCGGUCCGGUCAGUGCUGACGAGUUUUUGCCGGCGUUAAUUUUCGUCGUGCUGAAGGCCAAUCCGGCCAGGUUGAAGAGCAACAUUCUGUACGUCACCAGGUUUUGCAACGACUCGCGUCUGAUGCAAGGGGAGGCCGGCUACUACUUCACCAACUUGUGUUGUGCCGUGUCCUUCAUCGAAAAUUUGACGGCGGUGUCCUUAAAUAUGCCGGAGCAGGAGUUCCAGGCAUACAUGUCUGGUGAAGUUACGUCGGUCAGUGCUUGGGAAUCAGCUUUGGUAGCUUGCGAGGGCAUGCACCAGCUUUGCGAACAUCUGGCUCUUUUGGGUGGGCUCUCAGAGAGAACAGCGACUGUUCGCAGAGAUGCCGCACAAUUGAGGGAAGAUAUGGUCCAAUUAAAGGAAGAAAUAAACGGAAAAGUAAAUGCCAUCUUAGAACGAACACCAUUGAUAAUAAAACCCAGAAAAACCCCCAUACCCUUUGAUCCAAAAUCAAUUCAACGAAAACAAAAUAGUCAAAUUCGCAGCGAAACUGAGGCAACUCCACAAAAUUUUUACCUACAAAACCUACAGCUGGGAACCACCUUAGACAAUCCCAAGACCAAGCUCCAAUUGGACAUCACGCCUUGCAUUGACGUGUCCGACCAACAGUCGAAAAUACCCACGUCAACAUCAAGGGAAUACCUGUCACCAUCCGUCGACAACCUGAGCUUGGACGUCACGCCCGACGAUAACAGCUAUUUGGGCCUGUCAAAAAUAAAUUACGACAUAGAUUUCUCCGAUUUGAGUGCCGACAACAGCAUCGCCGAGGAAUUGACGCCGGAGAAGCGUACCAACUACACACCAGACCCUUUCAGUCCCUUGGGUACGGGUUGUAACAUAGCUCAAAGUCCAUUAAUUCCAACCGCAGCUAACGACGUCCGCACCAAACCCAAGGACGACUUUGUUUUGCCAUUUUUGGAUGAAAGUAAAAAGGUGGAUGACAAAAAUGGUGAAACUCUGUUGGAUAAGAAGACGGAAACCCCAUCAACGAAUUUGCCCAGCCCAAUAAAACCGACUACUUCUCAGUAUACCGGGUUUUCCACGCAAGGCUGGCAGAUUCCGAGUAUACCGUGUGACACGGGAGAAAGUUCAAAAUUGUCGAGAAACAAAUCUGAAGCCAAAUAAAUUGUUUAAUUAAUGUUGUGUAUAAUGGUUGUUGAUUAUUUUAUAUUUUUUAAAUGUUUCUGUUUGUUCCAGAUUGUUAGAAAUAUAUUAUCUUGUCGUGAAAAUUAUUAAACAUCAACUUAGUUGUGGCAAAUAAAAUAUUAAACUAAAA